Messenger RNA from Colletotrichum acutatum, 352 nucleotides. RefSeq lists its product as uncharacterized. The record is from RefSeq and is a predicted model, not a curated record. The transcript has a single exon. The coding region runs from base 13 to 195 and encodes 60 amino acids. NCBI's taxonomy places the organism in Eukaryota, Fungi, Ascomycota, Sordariomycetes, Glomerellales, Glomerellaceae.
GCAUAUCCAACUAUGCUCAUGUCCCUACUUGAAACCAGUCAAGCAUGUAACGGUACCAACGCAUUCGCAAGUUUAUUCUGUUUAAGCACACCGGGGAUGGUACGUCUGCAAUUGAUGCCAUUCAGACCACAAAAGCACACUCAGAAGCUUGUGAGCAGCAGAGCCCGGGUCAUAGGUCCGUCGGUCCGUCUGUGAAAAAGCUGGAACAUAUCUCAAAGUGUGUGAAGCAAUGAAGCCAAAACCCUGAAAGCCUUCUAACCAUGAUCUGGUAUAAUCUGGUGAAUUAUGGUAGUGUGGUUAGUAGAGCUUGGUACAAAGUCCGAAAAAAAAAACAGAAGCUUUCCCUCCGCUG